AUGGUGCUCUCCACCAUCCUGCUCGCGGCAGGCAUCACGCUGAUGCUCGUCAUGCACAUCCUCGUGGUCCUCUGGGUGCUGAGGCGGGGCAUCGCCGCCCGCGUCGCCGAGCACGCGGAGGAAGACGCAGGCCUUACCGCCGAAGAGCUCGGCGAGCUGCCAUGCCACGACUUCAAAGAAGGUGGCGCCGGCGAGUGCGCGGUGUGCCUGGAGGCGUUCAUGGCCGGCGACCGUUGCAUGGUGCUGCCGCGGUGCGAGCACGGGUUCCACGCCGAGUGCGUCGGCUCGUGGCUGCGCAAGAGCCGCCUGUGCCCCAUCUGCCGGGCCGAGGUGGCCGGCGCGCUGGCCGCCGAGGUCGUCGUGGAGGUCGCUGCUGCCUGA
Triticum dicoccoides is the source of this 381-nucleotide messenger RNA. RefSeq names its product RING-H2 finger protein ATL14-like. The record is from RefSeq and is a predicted model, not a curated record. The coding region runs from base 1 to 381 and encodes 126 amino acids. Lineage: Eukaryota; Viridiplantae; Streptophyta; Magnoliopsida; Poales; Poaceae. The transcript has a single exon.